Molecule: messenger RNA, 516 nt
Organism: Triticum turgidum subsp. durum (durum wheat)
Lineage: Eukaryota; Viridiplantae; Streptophyta; Magnoliopsida; Poales; Poaceae
Source: the annotation of a GenBank genome assembly
AUGACAAAUGGACAUAUGUCUGGGGUCCUCAACCUUCACAACACACCAAUUCUACUCCUUCUGCUUCAGAGACAUGGUGGCACAUCAAUCUUUUCGUUGGUUAUGGAAAUCCAAGUCCACCAUGAAGAUCAAAGUUUUUGGAUGGUACUCCUCUCUGACAGCUUAAACACGAGAAACAUGCUUAAGAGGAGACACUACAAUAUUGGUGAUGACCAUGAUUGCAUCCUAUGCGGCAUGCGCAUUGAGGAAACAAUUGAGCAUUUGUUCUUUGAAUGUCAAUUCUCUCAAAUUUGCUGGGCCAGCUUGGGCUUCUCGUGGCAACAAGGAGGGACCAGACUUGAGCAUAUUGAGGUUGCCAAAGAGACUUGGGCUCGGCCACUUUUCAUGGAGGCUUUCCUUAUUGCAGCCUGGAGCAUUUGGAAGGAACGAAACAAUAAACAUUUUCAGAGGUAUAGCACCAUCCAAGGACUCCUGGCUAAAAAGAUUCAAAGAGGACUACUCUCUCCUAACUUAUAG